CACGAAAUUCCGAAUUAUUCAUAAAUAACCAGUUUACUACUGCUCGCUGACUGGCUGUUUUGGUAGGGAGAAGGAGAGUGAUUGUUUAGGGUUUGGGGGAGAAGUGGGUAAUUCAUAUUCAUUCAGCGCCUCUGCCCAAUACAAGCGUGGGUAGAGAGAGCUGUUCCAACAAUUCGAAGCUAAAUUCAUUCAAUUCGGAGAUUAGGAACAGAGAGGAGACAGAAUGGGUGUGAUUAAGGCAGCGAUCGGCGAUGCGGUGUUGACCUUUAUGUGGGUGUUCUCCGCCUCCACGCUCGGCGUCGGCACUUCCAUUCUCGCCGGGCUGAUUGGAAUUGACCAUCCAAUGGCCGGUCUCUCCGUCACCACCGUCCUUUUUUUCAUGCUCCUCUUCGUUUUUGGUGUCAUCAGUGACGCACUCGGUGGCGCCAGCUUUAACCCUACCGGUAUUGCUUCCUUUUAUGCUGCUGGCCUCGGCGAUGACUCUCUCAUCUCGGCCGCCGUCCGUUUUCCAGCUCAGGCUGCUGGUGCUGUUGGUGGUGCAAUGGCGAUUCUGGAAGUUAUCCCUCCACAUUACAAACACAUGAUUAUGGGACCUUCUCUGAAGGUUGACGUUCACACCGGAGCCAUUGCUGAGGGAGUCUUGACUUUCAUAAUGUCCUUUAUUGUUUUUCUUGUCAUCGUGAAGGGUCCUAAAAGUUCCUUUGUCAAGAAUUGGUUGCUUACCAUACCAACUGUUGUCCUAGUAAUUGCUGGUUCUAGCUAUACAGGACCUUCCAUGAAUCCUGCUAAUGCAUUCGGCUGGGCUUACAUAAAUAACUGGCACAAUACAUGGGAGCAGUUUUAUGUUUACUGGAUUUGCCCCUUCAUUGGAGCAAUAUUGGCGGCGUGGAUGUUCCGAGCUAUAUUUCCACCGUCGGUGAAGCCAAAGAAGCAGCCAAAGGCGAAGAAGAACUAAAAAGACAGUUCAAUAGAUUGAUUGUCCUGGUUUUAGAUCGUUGCUAUAUAGUUAUGAUAGCUAAGUGGACGUCUAGUAAAUGGACGUUAUGUUUUAGAUUGAUUCAUAUAAGUAGAUUGAACUGGAAUUUUUAUAUCCAAUAAAUAUCCUUCCCAUUUGUAAUGCUUUGAUAAUCAUUGAUAUGGAGUAGUAAUGGUUCAUUAGCCUUGUUUUGCA
Messenger RNA from Ipomoea triloba (trilobed morning glory), 1171 nucleotides. Its product is annotated as aquaporin SIP1-2. NCBI's taxonomy places the organism in Eukaryota, Viridiplantae, Streptophyta, Magnoliopsida, Solanales, Convolvulaceae. Gene Ontology annotation, biological process: transmembrane transport. Bases 224 to 955 code for a protein of 243 amino acids. The transcript has 3 exons. Gene Ontology annotation, molecular function: water channel activity. The record is from RefSeq and is a predicted model, not a curated record. Gene Ontology annotation, cellular component: membrane.